CACACUUAAACGCUUUCAACACGUGUUUAACAAUAAUUGUAAUAUUGUGCUGAAGAGUAUUAUUUUCUGAAUUAAAUUAAAAUGGGUAAAGUAAAAUUGGAGAAAGCUGAUGCGGGCGAUGUUUCCAUCAAAGUCAGCGGAGAUGUGUCAAUCAAGGAGGAGGAGACAUAUGAUGACAAACUAUUGUUCAUCAACGCCAUAGCAAAGCCAAUGGCAGGCAAGAAGCUGUCCAAGAAAUGCUAUAAAUUGAUCAAGAAAGCAAUGAAACAUAAAACCUUCUUGCGCAAUGGCUUAAAGGAUGUGCAGACAAGACUGCGCAAAGGCGAAACUGGCAUUUGCAUAUUUGCCGGCGAUGUUACACCUGUGGAUAUCAUGUGCCAUCUGCCUGCUGUGUGUGAAGAGAAGGGCAUUCCCUACACUUAUACGCCAAGUCGCGCUGAUCUGGGUGCCGCAAUGGGCGUGAAGCGUGGCACAGUUGCUUUGCUCAUCCGCCAGAAUGAGGACUACAAAGAUCUUUAUGAUGAGGUCAAGGAAGAGUUAGCUGGCCUCACCAUACCCGUUUGAGCUUCCCUAAUAAUAGAAUACUCUAAUUAAGAACUGUACUCCUAAGUGACAAAAGUGAAAACAAAAAAUAAAGAGGUAGUAAUAUAUCUUAAUAAAAA
Molecule: messenger RNA, 662 nt
Organism: Drosophila busckii
Lineage: Eukaryota; Metazoa; Arthropoda; Insecta; Diptera; Drosophilidae
Gene: NHP2
Product: H/ACA ribonucleoprotein complex subunit 2-like protein
Exons: 2
Coding region: 82-564 (160 amino acids)
Biological process (GO): snRNA pseudouridine synthesis; rRNA pseudouridine synthesis
Cellular component (GO): box H/ACA snoRNP complex
Molecular function (GO): box H/ACA snoRNA binding
Source: RefSeq, a predicted model, not a curated record